GGGGGAAGGAAAUUCCAACUCGCUCCCGGCCCACCCCCGCCCCGUUCCUCUCUCCGGCUCGCUGCUUCCCUCGCUCCAAUGCCGCCGAGCUGGUCCCCACUUAUGUGCGGCCGUGCUGCAGAGGCGGCGGCGAGCUCCCGGACUCCGGGCAGGGAAAUGGGGCAGGCAGUGACGCGCCGCCUGGGAGCUGGAGCCCGCGCAGCGCCCCGCAGGGCGAUGGACGGCCGAACCCCGCGCCCGCAGGACGCCCCAGCCAGGAGAAAACCAAAAGCCAAGGCACCACUUCCUCCAGCUGAGACCAAAUACACUGAUGUCUCUUCAGCUGCUGAUUCUGUAGAAUCCACUGCUUUCAUCAUGGAACAGAAAGAAAACAUGAUAGAUAAAGACGUUGAACUCUCAGUGGUCCUACCUGGGGAUAUUAUCAAAUCUACUACUGUUCAUGGCAGUAAACCUAUGAUGGACUUGUUGAUAUUCCUUUGUGCACAGUAUCACUUAAAUCCAUCAAGUUACACAAUCGAUCUGUUGUCAGCUGAACAGAACCACAUUAAAUUUAAGCCAAACACACCAAUAGGAAUGUUGGAGGUAGAGAAGGUAAUUUUAAAGCCAAAAAUGUUGGAUAAGAAAAAACCUACACCUAUAAUACCAGAGAAAACUGUGAGAGUAGUGAUUAAUUUUAAGAAAACACAGAAGACCAUAGUGAGAGUGAGUCCACAUGCAUCGCUUCAAGAGCUUGCCCCUAUUAUAUGUAGCAAAUGUGAGUUUGAUCCGUUGCAUACACUAUUGUUGAAAGAUUAUCAAUCGCAGGAGCCUCUCGACUUGACAAAAUCUCUUAAUGACCUGGGACUAAGAGAAUUAUAUGCGAUGGAUGUCAACAGAGAGUCCUGCCAAAUAUCACAAAACCUAGAUAUUAUGAAGGAGAAAGAAAAUAAAGGGUUUUUCAGUUUUUUUCAACGCAGUAAGAAAAAGCGGGACCAAACUGCAAGUGCCCCUGCAACCCCUCUAGUAAAUAAGCACCGCCCGACUUUUACAAGGUCCAAUACCAUUUCCAAACCAUAUAUUUCCAACACCCUGCCGUCGGAUGCACCCAAGAAGAGGCGGGCUCCACUGCCCCCGAUGCCAGCAUCUCAGAGUGUACCCCAAGACCUUGCACACAUCCAGGAGAGGCCUGCUUCUUGUAUAGUGAAAUCCAUGAGCGUGGAUGAGACAGAUAAGAGUCCCUGUGAAGCAGGAAGAGUGAGGGCAGGUUCACUGCAGCUCAGCAGCACGUCUGCAGGGAAUUCAUCUUUGAGAAGGACAAAGCGAAAAGCACCUUCCCCACCCUCCAAAAUACCCCCGCAUCAAAGUGAUGAAAAUAGUCAUGUGACUGCCUUACAGCCAGUAGAUGGAGUUCCUCCAGACAGUGCUUCAGAAGCAAACUCUCCUGAGGAGCUAUCCAGCCCAGAAACCUUUCACCCUGGGCUUUCCAGUCAGGAGCAGUGCACUGCGCCCAAACUGAUGGAGGAAACCUCUGUCUUUGAGUGCCCUGGGACACCUGAGGCAGCCAUAACAUCAUUGACAUCUGGAAUAAGCUCUGAUUAUAGCCUUGAAGAGAUAGAUGAAAAGGAAGAACUGAGUGAAGUGCCUAAAGUUGAAGCUGAAAAUAUUUCUCCGAAGUCACCAGAUAUUCCUUUUGUAUCUACUGAUAUAAUAAAUACACUGAAAAAUGAUCCAGACUCAGCCCUUGGCAAUGGUAGUGGAGAGUUCUCACAAAACUCCAUGGAAGAAAAACAAGAAACUAAAAGCACAGAUGGACAAGAACCACACAGUGUAGUAUAUGAUACAAGCAAUGGAAAGAAGGUAGUUGACAGUAUAAGAAACUUGAAGUCGUUGGGCCCAAACCAAGAGAAUGUAGUUCAAAAUGAAAUAAUUGUCUAUCCAGAGAACACAGAAGACAAUAUGAAAAAUGGAGUGAAGAAAACAGAAAUCAAUGUAGGAGGUGUUGCCAAAAAUAACAACAUUGAUAUGGAAGUUGAGAGACCAUCAAACUCUGAGGCACAUGAAACUGAUACUGCUAUAAGUUACAAGGAAAACCAUCUAGCAGCUUCAUCAGUACCAGAUCAAAAACUGAAUCAACCCAGUGCAGAAAAGACAAAAAUGCAAGAUGCAGCAAUUCAGACAACCCCUUCUUGUAACAGUUUUGAUGGGAAACACCAAGAUCAUAAUUUGUCUGACUCCAAAGUUGAAGAAUGUGUGCAAACUUCAAAUAACAACAUAUCAACUCAACACUCAUGCUUAAGUUCACAAGAUUCUGUAAAUACCUCAAGGGAAUUCAGGAGUCAAGGCACCCUAAUUAUACAUUCAGAAGAUCCGCUUACUGUAAAAGAUCCAAUUUGUGCACAUGGUAAUGAUGAUCUUUUGCCUCCUAUAGAUAGGAUUGACAAAAAUUCAACUGCUUCUUACCUAAAGAAUUACCCACUUUACAGACAGGACUACAAUCCCAAGCCAAAACCUUCAAAUGAAAUUACACGAGAGUAUAUACCCAAAAUUGGCAUGACUACUUAUAAAAUAGUGCCUCCCAAAUCCUUGGAAAUAUCAAAAGACUGGCAAUCAGAAACCAUAGAGUAUAAAGAUGAUCAGGACAUGCAUGCUUUAGGGAAAAAGCACACUCAUGAGAAUGUGAAAGAAACUGCCAUCCAAGCAGAAGAUUCUGCUAUUUCUGAAAGCCCAAAAGAGCCACUGCCAAACCUUAAACCGAAGCCUACCCUGAGAACAGAGCAUCAAGUGCCCAGUUCUGUGAGCUCACCUGAUGGUGCCAUGGUUAGUCCUCUGAAACCUGCUCCCAAAAUGACAAGAGACACUGGCACAGCUCCUUUUGCACCAAAUUUGGAAGAAAUAAACAAUAUUUUGGAAUCAAAAUUUAAAUCUCGGGCUUCAAAUGCCCAAGCCAAACCCAGCUCUUUUUUUUUGCAGAUGCAGAAGAGAGUAUCGGGUCACUAUGUGACAUCUGCAGCUGCCAAGAGUGUCCAUGCUGCCCCUAAUCCUGCUCCAAAAGAACUGACAAAUAAAGAGGCAGAAAGGGAUAUGCUGCCUUCUCCGGAGCAGACUCUUUCCCCCUUAAGUAAAAUGCCUCACUCUGUUCCACAACCCCUUGUUGAAAAAACUGAUGACGAUGUCAUCGGUCAGGCUCCUGCUGAAGCCUCCCCUCCUCCCAUAGCUCCAAAACCUGUGACAAUUCCUGCUAGUCAGGUAUCCACACAAAAUCUGAAGACUUUGAAAACUUUUGGUGCCCCACGACCAUACUCAAGUUCUGGUCCUUCACCAUUUGCUCUUGCUGUAGUGAAAAGGUCACAGUCUUUCAGUAAAGAGCGCACCGAGUCACCUAGUGCCAGUGCAUUGGUCCAACCUCCAGCCAACACAGAGGAAGGGGAGACUUAUUCUGUAAAUAAAUUUGUGGACAUCCCACAGCUUGGUGUGUCUGAUAAGGAAAAUAACUCUGCACAUAAUGAACAGAAUUCCCAAAUACCAACUCCAACUGAUUGCCCAUCAUUCACUGUUAUGAGACAAAGUUCUUUAACAUUCCAAAGCUCUGACCCAGAACAGAUGCGACAGAGUUUGCUGACUGCAAUCCGUUCGGGAGAGGCUGCUGCCAAAUUGAAAAGGGAUGGAUAAUGCAUCUGUAAACCUGAAACGUACCCAUUCUCCUUGAAGGCAAAUGUUAGGGCAUCUGCCUUAACUUUGGCAUAAAGAUGUUCACUGAUCCUGGCUUACUGGACUUUAAUACAGUACUAAUGAAUUGAAGCACACUGUGAACUACAAACAUAUUUUCAUUCAUCAUGGCAGAUGCUCUUUGAGACUUGCAUUGUGAGGACAGAAGUUCAAUUAAUGUGUUUCCCAUUUGUUCUUCUGACAGAUAGAGGCCAAAUGACACAAUGGGAAGAUCUUCAACUAAGUGUCAAGAAAAAAACUAGUGUUCUAGUGUUCUAGAGUCCUCUUUGCCACUUAAAAUAGCCUUGUGACUAUAAGUGUGUCAUCCAUCAUCUUGGAGGUUCAGAAAUGGAAAGGAAAGACAUUUUGUAAGUGGCAUAGCAUAAAUGUCGAUAGAAUCCUGGCUUUGUCACUCCAACUUAGGUGACCACUAAACCAUCUGUUUCCAUUUUCUCUUUCACUUAUUUAAUAUACAUUUAGUGGUUAGCAUAAACUGACGCUGUAUUAAAUAAUUAAAAAAUGAAAUAAAUGGUUGUUGUCUAGAGAAAUGCAGCAUUUAGUGUGAAAGGCAGACAUCCAAACCUCACAUGAUAUGGUCAAUAAAAGCCUUUCUCAAAUUUUUAUGUGUAUAGGAACCACCUGAGGAUCUCCUUAAAAUGCAGAUUGUAGUUCACUAGGUCUGGAGUGGGACCUGGGAUUCCUCAUUUCACACAAGCUUCCAGGCUAUGGAUACUGCUGAUCAGUGAAUCACAGUUUGAGAAGUGAGUGUAAUAAAAUAUAAACAGAAAUAUGCUAUCAGAGCACAUAAGAAAAGAAACUAACUGAACUAUGUAGCAUCCAAAGAGGAAGUGAGACGGAGUUGAAGGAUGAGUAACAAAAGAUGCAAAGGAAGGCAUUUAAAUGUCUUUGAGUAGAGGCACUAUUUUAUGUAGAACACAGAGGUAUGAAUUGCCAUGGUGUGAGUGUAGAAAAAUAAUCCCACACUGGGGAGUCAUGUACAGGGAGACCAGUUUCCAGGAAGAGCAACAGUUCACUUAGGAGGUAAUGAAGGCCUGAAUUACUUUAAUGUAUUCAUGUGAUUAUUCAUAGCUGAGUUUUCUAAAAGGUGUAGUGGAGAGGGCGUAAUGAAGGGGAAAACAGGGAGGAUAAAAAGAAAAAGGAAAUACAUUUCUCCCAAUAUAUUUGUAAGGUAAAAAGUGACAAGGCCAUGGCCAGGUUCAGUGGCUCAUGUAUGUAAUUCCAGUGCUUUGGGAGGCUGAGAUAGGAGGAUCACUUAAGGCCGGGAGUUCAAGAUCAGCCCAGGCAACAUAGCAAGACCCUAUCUCUACAUAAAAUUAGCCGAGUGUGGUGCCACGUGUCUGUAGACCUGACUACUUGGGAGACUGAGGCAGAAGGAUCACCGGAGCCCAGGAGUUCAAGGUUACAAUGAGCUAAGAUCAUGCCACUGCCCUCCAGCCUGAGUAACAACAGAGCAAGACCCUGUCUCAAAAAAAAAAAAAAGAAAAGAAAAGAAAGAAAAAAAGAAAAACAAAAACAAAAAAGAAAAAGCAAAUGACAGACCCAAAUCACUGAUCAUAUGUGGCUGAGGGUAAAAGGGGAGAGAGACAGGAAAAUGUAUUGCUCUGGUGACUGGUAAUGUUGUUUUUACUCAAGAUAAUGGUUAUACUAGGAGAAACAGUUUCUGAUUUGUUGGAGGAGGUAAAAAGUGAAGACAAAAUGAAUUUGAACAUUGAAAAUUUAAUGACUGAGGGACAUAUUUCCAGGGCCACUCUAGGUUUAAAGAUCUAUUAUUGCUUCCCUAUUAUUAAGUACAUUUUCUUUGAAUGCUGCAUAGAGUGGCUACUUCAUAUUUUAUAAUAAAUUUAAACAACAAUUUUGAAAAAAAUUAACAUUUUAGCAUCAUUUCAUGAGUCCUUUGAGUGACUUCAUUUUCUCAUUUGUAAAUUCUUUGUGUAUUCCUUAAAGUUGGGUGUUAUGACUUUUAAUAGUACUAGGAAUAAUGCCCGCAAGAUGGCAGAGGAAGGUGCCUAGACCUUGCUCCCCAACAGAAACACUGACUUAACAACAAUACACAGCUCAAAAAGCCUUUAUGACAAUGGUAGAAUUCAGUUAGAAAGUUGAAGUACACCAGGCAAACACAAAGUCAAGAAUAGCCCCAUUGAAAUGGGAAGGAGAAGCAAGCUCCUCCUAAGCUGUUACAGUUCAUAAUCUGAAUGAAAAGCCCCAAUGUACAGCUUCUCCCUUGGGGGAAAGAAGAAGAUUGGAAUGUAUGUCCAAGUUUCAGCUUUUGGGGUGGGAGGAGGGCACAGCCUGAGAGAUUGGUUUCUAUCUCUCCUAACUUGGAGCAUUAACAGGGAACUGGGAUGCUUUGGAUGCCUGAGAACAAAAUGCAGCUCAGUGAAUUGUGGCAGCACCAGAGAAACUGCAGUACUACAGACAGACAUCAGAGAGAGCAAGAGAUGACAAGUUCCUGAAAAAUAAACUGGCAAACCUCUCACUAUAAAAUUACAUGCACAAAUUCAGGGAAGAUACAUUCCCAUAAAAGGCUUGUGAGGCCACUAGAAUCUCUAUGCAGGCUGAUUUAUGAAGGUCUUCCCCGUACAAAACCAGUGCACAAAGAUUGGGAGAAGUGGCUGCGUUUUAAAUGCAAAAAUCACAAUAAAACGUAAGGCAUACAAACAAAUAAGAAAACAGGGCCAAUUCAAAAGAAUAAAGCCAAUUUCCCAAAACCAAUCCUAAAGAAACAACAAGAUCUGUGAAAGUAGCUAACAAAGAAUUUAAAAUAAUCGUCUUAAAGAAGCUCAAUGUGCUUUUAGAGAAGAUAGAAAACUAAACAAAAUCAGAAAAAUGAUGCAUGAACAAAUUGAGAGUAUCAUUAAAUAGAUUUUUUAAAAACCUAGUAAAAACAGAACCAAACAAAUUCUGGAGCUGACAAAUAAAAUAACUGAAUUGAAAAAUUCACUAGAACAGAUGAAAGUAGACUUGAUCAAGCAGAAGAAGGAAUCAAUGACUUCAAAGACAUUGAAAUUUCAAAGGUCACUUGAAAUUAUCAAGAGAAUAACAACAACAAAAGAACAAAGAAAAGUGUUGAAAGCCUAAGGAACUUAUAAGACACCAUCAAGCAGAGCAAUAUAUACAUUAUAAAAGUUUCAGAAGAAGAAGAGAGAGAAUGGGGCAGAGAGCUUAUCUGAAGAAAUAAUUCCCAAAUCUGAGAAAGAAAAUUGUUGUCCAAAUUCAAAAAGCUCAAGGAACUAUAAUGUUGAUGAAUGUAAAAAGGCCCACACUAAGACACAUUAUAAAGUCAAAAGACAAAGACAAAAAGAGAGUCUUAAAAGCAGCAAGAGAAAAGUAACUCAUCACAUACAGGGGAACUUCCAUAAGAUUAUAAGUGGAUUUCUCAGCAGGAACACCUGCUUUACAAGAGAAGAAAGAUCUCAAAUCACCAACCUAAAUUUACACCUUAAGUAACUAGAAAAAGAAGAUCUAACUAAACCUACAGUUAUCUAAAGGAAAGAAAUAAUAAAGGGUAGAGCAGAGAUUAAUAAAAUACAGAAGAGAAAAAAGUCAGCAGAACUGAGCUCAUUCUUUGAAAAGACCAACAAAAUUGACAAACUAAUCUUCUCAAACUCUUCAGAAAAAUGGAAGUGGGGGAACACUGCCUCUUGAUGCAAAAUCCCUCAACAAAACACUAGCAAACCAAAUCCAUAACACAUUAGAAGGAUUAUACAUCAUGACUAAGUGGAAUUUAUUCCUGGAACGUGAGGAUGGUUCAACAUAUGAAAAUCAAUCAAUGUUAUACACUACAUUAACAGAAUGAUGGACAAAAACCAUGUGAUCAUCUCAAUUGAUGCAGAAAAGGCAUUUUGCAAAACUCCAAAAACUUUCAUCAUAAAAACACUCAACACAAAAGGAAAAUAAAAAGGGAAUGACAUCCACAUAAUAAAGGCCAUAUGUGAAAAGCCUACAGCCAACAUCAUGCCAAUGGUGAAAAACUGAAAACUUUUCCUCUAAGAUCAGAAGCAAGGCAAGAAUACCCACUCUUGUCACUUCCCUUCAACAUAGCACUGGAAUACCUAGCCAGAGCAAUCAGACAGGAAAAAGAUAUAAACAGAAUCCAAACACAAAAGGACUAAAUACAAUUAUCUGUGUUUACAGAUGACAUGAUGUCUUAUGUAGAACACCCUAAUGAUCCUAUAAGAAAACCUAUUGGAACUAAUAAACAUAUUCAGCAAAGUUGAAGAAUACAAAAUCAACAUGCAAAAAUCAGUUGCAUUUCUAUAUAUUAACAAUAAACAACCUGAAAACAAUUUAAGAAAAAAUAUGAUUUUCAAUAGUAUCAAAAAGAAUACUUAGGAAUAGGCUGAAGCCAAGAGGCAAAAAUCUUGUACACUGAAAACUAUAAAACGUUGCUGAAAGAAAUCAACAAAGACACAAACAAAUGGAAAUGCAUCAUGUUUGUGGGUUGCAAAACAAUAUUGUUAAAAUAUCUACCCUACCCAGAUCAAUCAAUGAAUUCAAUGCAAUCACUGUCAAAAUCCUAAUGGCAUAUUUUUUGUAGAAAUAGAAAAAAAGAAUCCUAAAAUUCAUAUGGAAUCUCAAACGACAAUGAUGAAAUGAUCUUCUACAAAGGCACCAAGGCUAUAUAAGAGAGAAAAGACAGUCUCUUCAGCAAAUGAUGUUGGGAAAACCGUGUAUCUAUAUCCAAAAGAAUGAAAUUCAACCCUUACCUUAUGCCAUAUACAAAACUUAAAAUGGAUUAAAGACCUAAAUGUAAGAUCUGAAACUAUAAAACUCCUAAAAGAAAACACAGGAAAAAAUCUUCAUGGCAUCGGAUUUGGCAAUGAUUUCUUGGAUUUGACACUGAAAGCACAAGCAACAAUAGCAAAAACAGACAAAUCGGACUAAUGUAACUUGAAAACUUCUGCACAGCAAAUAAAACAAUCAACAGAGUGAAAAGGUAACUUAUGAAAUAGGAGAAAAUAUUUGCCAACUAUAUAUCUUAUAAGGGGUAAAUAUCCAGAAUGCAUAAAAAACUACUAAAACUCAACAAGAAAAAGAAAAGCAACCCAAUUAAAAAAAUGGGCAAAAGAUUUGAAUAGAUAUUUCUCCAAAGAAGAUGUAGAAAUAGCCAACAAGCAUAUGAGAAUAUGCUAAACAUCAGUAAUCAUUAGGGAAAUGCAAAUCAAAUCCACAGUAAGAUAUCACCUCACACCAGUUAAGAUGGCCACUGUCAAAAUAAUCAGAAAAUAACAAGUGUUGGUGAGGCCAUGGAGAAACUAGAACACUUGUACACUAUUGGUGAGAAUGUAAACAGUACAGAGAUUUCUCAAAAAAUUAAAAAUAGAAUUAUCACAUGACCCAGCAAUCCCACUUCUAGGUACAUACACAAAAGUAUUGAAAACAGGAACUCAGAAACAUAUUUGUGUACUGACAUUCAUUGCAGCAUUAUUCACAAUAUCCAAGAAGUGGAAGCAACAUUAAUGUCUGCCAACAGAUGAAUGGAUUUUAAAAAACAUAUUCAGUGUAUUAAUCCAUUUUCAUGCUGCUGAUAAAGACAUACCAAAAACUGGGCAGAAAAAGAGGUUUAAUGGACUUACAGUUCCACAUGGCUGGGGAGGCCUCACAAAUAUGGUGGAAGGCAAGGAGGAGCAAGUCACGUCUUACAUGAAUUGUGGCAGGCAAAGAGAGAGCUUGUGCAGGGAAACUCUCCUUUUUAGAACCAUCAGAUCUCAUGAGACUUACUCUCUACCACAAAAACAGCACGGAAGAGACCUACCCCAUGAUUCAAUUAUCUCCCACCGGUUCCCUCCCACAACACGUGGGAACUAUAGAAGCUACAAGAUAAGAUUUGUGUGGGGACACAGAUCCAAACCAUAUCAUUAAGCCUGAAGAAAGAAGGAAUAACCCUGUUGAGAUAUACAACAUGGAGGACAUUAUGUUGACUGAAAUAAGCUAGUCAUGAAAAGACAAAUGCCAUAUGAUCCCACUUAUAUGAAGUAUCUAAAACAGUCAAACUUUUAGAAACAGAUAAUAGAAUGGUGAUUGCCAGGGACUAGAGGGAGGGAGAAAUAGAUAGUUAUUGUUUAAUGGGCAUAAGGUUGCAGUUUUGUAAGAUGAAAAGAGUUCUGGAGAUGGAGGAUGGUGAUAUUUGUACAACAUUCUGAAUGUACUUAGUACCACUGAACUGCACACUUAAAAAUGGUUAUAAUCGUAAAUUUUCUACUAUGUUUUGACCACAUUAAAAUGAUUUUGAAUACAGUAUCUUCUAAUCUUGCCUGUGGUGGUUCAUAUAAUACAAUUGAUUUUCUAUCUCUUCUUCUUAAUUAUUGCUAGCAUCAUUUAAGCUGCCUUUGUACAAAAGUGAUUAUUGACCAUAUCUUCUCUUUUCACAGUACCUUUUCAUUUCUCAUGAGUUCUAUUUGAUUAUAUUCCAGACUCUUUAAAUAAAUUAUUCUGAAAUGA
Molecule: messenger RNA, 10146 nt
Organism: Gorilla gorilla gorilla (western lowland gorilla)
Lineage: Eukaryota; Metazoa; Chordata; Mammalia; Primates; Hominidae
Gene: COBLL1
Product: cordon-bleu WH2 repeat protein like 1
Exons: 16
Coding region: 79-3648 (1189 amino acids)
Molecular function (GO): actin monomer binding
Source: RefSeq, a predicted model, not a curated record